CAACUUCUUCGUUUCUGUGAGUGCCACUCUUCCUCUCUGCCCUUCCACUUUGGCUGUUGCUUGAGAUUUUGUGGUUUGGGACAAACAAAAUACAUAUAAGCUAACCCAAUAUCAAAUCGUUUGUUGUGAAGAAAGAGGGGAUUGGGAUGGCUCUGAAUUUGAAUUCAAUGAUUAGUUUCCCUUCGCAUAAGCUCUCUUCUCAUAAACCCCUUAAUCUCAGAUCUUCCAGGCUCUUAAUGGCCUCCACUCUGCAUUCUACGUCCAAAGCGGCAGAGAAUCUGAAAAAGCCCUAUUGUCCUCCACGGGAGGUACAUGUUCAGGUGACUCAUUCCAUGGCACCUCAGAAGGUCGAGAUUUUUAAAUCACUGGAGGGUUGGGCUGAGGAGAACAUCUUGGUGCACCUAAAGCCUGUUGAGAAAUGUUGGCAACCGCAAGAUUUUCUGCCAGACCCCAAAUCGGAAGGAUUCUACGAUCAAGUCAAGGAGUUGAGGGAAAAAUCAAAGGAACUUCCUGAUGACUAUUUUGUGGUGUUGGUUGGAGAUAUGAUCACAGAAGAAGCCCUUCCAACUUACCAAACAAUGCUUAAUACCCUGGAUGGAGUUCGAGAUGAGACUGGUGCAAGCCUUACUUCUUGGGCAGUAUGGACAAGGGCAUGGACUGCUGAAGAGAAUAGGCAUGGUGACCUUCUCAACAAGUAUCUUUAUCUCUCUGGACGGGUAGACAUGAAGCAAAUUGAGAAGACAACUCAGUAUCUGAUAGGGUCAGGAAUGGAUCCUAAGACGGAAAACAACCCAUACCUUGGUUUCAUCUACACUUCAUUUCAAGAGAGGGCAACAUUCAUCUCCCAUGGGAACACAGCCAGGCAAGCUAAGGAGCAUGGGGACAUGAAAUUGGCACAGAUUUGUGGCAUAAUUGCCUCAGAUGAAAAACGCCAUGAAACUGCCUACACCAAGAUUGUGGAGAAGCUGUUUGAGAUCGACCCAGAUGGCACUGUAAUGGCUUUAGCUGACAUGAUGAAGAAAAAGGUGUCAAUGCCAGCCCACUUGAUGUAUGAUGGGCGGGAUGAUAACCUUUUUGAACACUUCUCAACUGUUGCCCAGCGGCUUGGAGUAUACACUGCUAGGGACUAUGCUGAUAUUUUGGAGUUUCUGGUUGGAAGAUGGGAUGUAGCGAAGUUGGGGGGUCUUUCUGCAGAAGGGCGUAGAGCUCAAGAUUUCGUGUGUGGUUUGCCCCCAAGGAUUAGAAGGUUAGAGGAGAGAGCCCAAGGAAAGGCCAAGCAAGCAUCCGCGGUGCCAUUCAGCUGGUUGUUUGGCAGAGAAAUAAUGGUGUAAUGGAGAGAAAUUGCCCAGCUCUUCUUCCAUUUGAUGGCCGCCGUUAUCUGCAGUAGAUAUCUUCAUGGGGUGGGAAAAUGCUAUUUGAUCAAGGCUUUUGUAGUUACACAUGUUUUCUUGUGUUUGUCCUCUAUCCUUAAAAAGGACAACUAUAGUGUGCCUUUUAUUUUCUUUUCUUAAACCAAAAAAAAAAAGAAGGUUAAUUUUAAGCUAGAAAGAAAGAGUUGGUGUUUAUUAUGACUAUAUGUGGUAUUCAAUGGAUCGUUUAGGUACUUGAAGGUGAGUACAUGUGUCCAAAACAGCUAGAAUAAUGAGUGGUCAUCACUCUCUUUUAUGUAUUGGUAACACUGGUACUUGUUUAGAAGGAUGAUUUCAGAGGACCAAGAAGACACCGCUUGAUUAGUAUCUCUC
This is a messenger RNA of Corylus avellana, 1742 nucleotides long. Its product is annotated as stearoyl-[acyl-carrier-protein] 9-desaturase, chloroplastic. NCBI's taxonomy places the organism in Eukaryota, Viridiplantae, Streptophyta, Magnoliopsida, Fagales, Betulaceae. The record is from RefSeq and is a predicted model, not a curated record. Gene Ontology annotation, molecular function: stearoyl-[ACP] desaturase activity. Gene Ontology annotation, cellular component: chloroplast stroma. Gene Ontology annotation, biological process: fatty acid metabolic process.